Molecule: messenger RNA, 2016 nt
Organism: Penicillium longicatenatum
Lineage: Eukaryota; Fungi; Ascomycota; Eurotiomycetes; Eurotiales; Aspergillaceae
Product: SET domain protein
Exons: 4
Coding region: 1-2016 (671 amino acids)
Biological process (GO): peptidyl-lysine monomethylation
Molecular function (GO): protein-lysine N-methyltransferase activity
Source: RefSeq, a predicted model, not a curated record
AUGGCUUCCCCGCCAGAAGCAAUAAAAAAAGACCCCCUGGAAGCCCAUACACAUCUCUUAGAAUGGGUUUGCAGCCAGGGUGGGCACAUAAAUGAUAGCGUGUGUAUAGCCCAUGACGACCAGCGCGGCGUCCAUCUCCAAGUGAAAGCCGACUGGCCCACAACAGUACCAAAGGAGACACGGGUAAUCAAUGCACCGCUAGGCGUGACAAUGUCUUACUUCAACGCAGUAGACUACAGCUCCGCGAAGGGAUCUUUCUCUUCCCAUGGCGUGAAGCUACCGCAGGCCUUCAUUGAUGACGUGGGAUUGGCAGAGACCAUGACUUUCUUCCUCAUCGCCCACUUUCUGCGUGGAGAGCAAAGCUUUUGGUACCCGUAUCUACAGACUUUGCCUCAGCCCGGCCAGAUGACGACGCCGCUGUUCUUUGGCGAAGAGGAUGUGGAUUGGUUGCAGGGGACGGGAAUCCCGGACGCUUCGGUAUCGAGAUAUCGGGAUUGGGACAAGCAGUAUGAUUUGUCGAUCGAGAAGUUAGAGCAGGCUGGAUUUGAGGGUUUCGAGGCGUUUACUUGGGACUUGUAUCUCUGGGCAUGGACAAUUCUCACCUCUCGCGCAUUCUCCGCAAAGGUGCUGUCAAGCGCUGUAGAGGACGCUGAUCUCCCGGAGGAGGGUAUCUCAGUGCUUUUGCCGCUCAUUGAUCUGCCUAAUCAUCGACCAUUGGCAAAGGUCGAGUGGAGAGCAGGCGAAGAAGAUGUCGGCAUGAUUAUUUUAGAAGAUGCCUCGCCAGGUCAGGAGAUUUCAAAUAAUUAUGGCCCGCGAAACAAUGAGCAAUUGCUCAUGAAUUAUGGAUUCACUAUCACCAACAAUCCAACUGACUACCGCAUUGUAAAACUGGGCGUGGCACCAGACAGUGCACUUGGCGAGGCGAAAGCUCGUCAGAUCCAGAUGUUCCCUCAAAUAGCCGCGAAGACUGACGACCAUUACUACAUCUUCAAUGUGUCCUACCCACUUCUCGCACCCCAGGGUCCUAUGGAGCACGCAAUUAUCUCACCUGCUCUGCUCAAUGCCCUUACAAUCAUGGAAGCAAAUGAUCGAGAGCGCAAGAAAAUCCUGAUCGAAGAAACAAGCAUCUCAAUUCAAGAAACCUACGGUACCAGCCGCAGUACACUGGCAGCACUUUCUCAGACCUGCCUUGAGCUCAUCGCGCACAUUCUCCAGCUGCAAGCCAGCGCUCAAGACCUGCCUUCAGAGCCGGCAAACCUCAAACAGAUAUUUGCAAAAAUCUACCGCGAAGGUCAAAUAACGAUAGACAAGACUGCACUGAUCAUCGCGUCUUGGACUAUCGCUCGGGCGCGGGAGCAUGAACGCGACGAGAGCUGGGAGGGUACCAAGGCUCUGUUGAACGAACACAUAUCGAAAAUCCCACCUGGAACUUUUUCUGAUGAGAUUUUGUCUCGGACAAAGGUGCGCAUUAUCGAGCGGCAAUCACUUAUCCCGAAGAACGGUGAACUAUUUCGACUUGCAGAGCUCUUCCGCCUCCUGCCGAAAGACUUGCAGGUACCAAGUCAGAAGUACUUCAUAGGUCGUGUUGCAAAUGGGCCAUGGAGUACAGAUCCACAAGUGAUGUUUGCUCUCGCAAUUAACUUCUUGGUUGCAACGGCCACAACUGAAGACCAGGAGGUACAGCCUCUGCUUUCCUCGCGGUUGACUCAAUGGGUGGAGUUUUUGAUUAAUGUGUACCCAUUGCCCACGGGAGGUGCUGAUGAGCGCGUCUCAGCUGCUCAGCAACUUCUACAAGCUCUCUCGAAGGACAGAGAUGGUUUCCUUCAAUUGGCUGAGCAGGAUGGAGUUACCUGGUUACCCUCGGCUAGCAAAUGGUUGUCUCCGGAUUGGCUACAGUGGGCGUGCAUAGUGGGCGAUGCGGAGCGGGUGUUAAUUCCCGUUGAGCCACUGCAGGUGUUGGUGACGGACGAACCAACAAUGGCGAAGCAGGCAGUGCUAUAUGUGCCGCAGUUAUAA